Messenger RNA from Conger conger (European conger), 1924 nucleotides. Its product is annotated as tigger transposable element-derived protein 2-like. Gene Ontology annotation, molecular function: DNA binding. The record is from RefSeq and is a predicted model, not a curated record. The transcript has a single exon. Lineage: Eukaryota; Metazoa; Chordata; Actinopteri; Anguilliformes; Congridae. The coding region runs from base 107 to 1603 and encodes 498 amino acids. Gene Ontology annotation, cellular component: nucleus.
UCUAAACAGCGUAGUCGAACCACUUCAAUGAAUAUCAGAACACAUGAACCCUACCGGAUUAUGCAGCUGUUUAUUUCAACGUUAAUCUGAAAAAUAAAGAUCAAAUAUGUCGACCAAAAGAACGCGACUUUCGAUUGAGAGGAAACUUGAAUUGAUUUCUCGUUUGGAAAAGGGAGAGACAGUGGACAAUGUAUCUCGCGAAUUCGGCAUUGGGCGGACAACAGUGACCGACAUUCACAAAGCUAAAGCCAAAAUUAAAAGAUUCGUGUCUGGGGCCACGUGCUUGCAUUACUGUAAACAACAGAAAACAUUGAGAGGCGCACAGAACAAAGAGUUGGACGAAGCGGUGUUUACUUGGUUUGUCCAGGCUCGGGGUCAUGGUCUUUCCAUUUCUAGGGCGAUUCUGUGUGAAAAGGCUAAAGCCAUCAACCAGUUGCUGAAUGGCGACUCGGAAUUCAAAGCUUCAACUGGCUGGCUUAGUAGAUUUCGAAAGCGCCAUGGCGUUCACUCGAGCAUACCCAAUGGGCAGCUGGUCACAACUGAGGAUCUGGUCACCGACUUAAAGGAACUGAUAUCUGCCAACCAGUUAAGCAGCGAUCAACUGUACACCUGCGAUGAAACAGGAUUGGUUUCCAAAUUCUUGCCGACUCGCUCUUUGGAAACAUUCACCACGAAAUCGGACGCCAAAUGUAAACCCGUGAAGGACAGUGUAACACUGAUGCUGUGUGCUAAUGCAUCGGGCUCUCACAUCCUACCACCCUUGUUAGUGGGGACACAAUUACGGCCGCGAUGCUUAAAGAACAUGAAUGUUACGGCGUUACCUGUGGUAUACAAAGCACAAAGGCAAACACUGAUUGACGAAGCAUUGUUCAAGGACUGGUUCGACAAUCACUUUGUGCCCUGUGUGACAGGAAAGCUUCUGGAACAGGGCCUGCCUCCUAGAGCGGUUUUGCUGUUGGAUAAUGCGCCCGCUCUCUCGGCAGUGGAGACACUCGUGAGUGGAGACAUUCGGUGCUUGUAUGUACCUAAAAGCGCGACGUCGUGGUUUCAGAACACGGGCAGUGACGUAAUCGAGGCAACAAAACGCAGCUAUCAGCGCAGAAUGACUGAGUUUUUAUUGCGUCCAAGUCCUGGAGAUUUAACAAAAAAAGUCCAAAAUAUAUCUGUGAGAGAUAUACUUUACUUGGUGGCUGGUGCGUGGCAGGCUGUUGGGGAAAGCAUGCUUACACAUGAUUUGAGAAAUGUAAACGCUGGGCACAGCCAAGCAAAUAACGAUUCAGUGCUGAGUACUGAGAACGAAUCCGAAAAAGAGAUUAAGGGCUACGCGGGGGGAAGUGUGGAAGAGUUGGUUAUCUGUGGCAACACAGGCCCUUCCAACCGUAAUUUAAAGGAUGAGGAGAUCGAAGUUGAUAUUACAAACGUAUUGGACCAAAACAUCCAUGAACACAAAAGUGUCGCUGUGCCAACCACCGUUUCCCACCGUGAGGCAGUGGAGUGUUUCCGGAGAGGGUUAGACUGGCUUACGCAGCAACCAGAGGCGGAUCCAACACAGAUACUUCUCAUCCGCUCAUUGAUUACAAUGGCUGCUAAAAAAGCAUUAUAAGGAUGUUUUUGUUCUGAAACUAGAGGAAGAAUUGAGUGGAAAAAGUCACCUAUGAAAAGAAAUGGCAUUGGAUAAGACGUUUUAGUUCUUACAUAUAACGUUUAUAAUUUAGGGGAGCAGUCUUUUUUACUCGCCUGCACAAAUUGUCGUGUAUAGUAAGUUUGAUAUCCUUUUAUGCUCUUAGAGGGUUUUUUGCAAUUACUAAUAAAAAAAGAAAUAAAAAAAAAGCAACCAAAAUUACUCAAUGAAUUAUGACCGUUUUGAAUACGUUCCCAAAAGUUACUGUGCGUAGGAAUAUUUUGGUUAGUCAUCUGUGCGGUU